Molecule: messenger RNA, 473 nt
Organism: Procambarus clarkii (red swamp crayfish)
Lineage: Eukaryota; Metazoa; Arthropoda; Malacostraca; Decapoda; Cambaridae
Source: RefSeq, a predicted model, not a curated record
AACAAAGAGCACACACUCGUCAUUACGACCUCUCUAGCGUCGACCCCUCCAGCGUCGACCUCUCUAGCGUCGACCCCUCCAGCGUCGACCUCCCUAGCGUCGACCCCUCCAGCGUCGACCCCCCUCCAGCGUCGACCCCCUCCAGCGUCGACCUCUCCAGCGUCGACCUCCUCCAGCGUCGACCUCCUCCAGCGUCGACCCUCUCCAGCGUCGACCCCUCCAGCGUCGACCCCCUCCAGCGUCGACCCCCUCCAGCGUCGACCUCUCCAGCGUCGACCUCUCCAGCGUCGACCCCCUCCAGCGUCGACCUCCUCCAGCGUCGACCCCCUCCAGCGUCGACCUCCUCCAGCGUCGACCUCCUCCAGCGUCGACCCCUCCAGCGUCGACCUCCUCCAGCGUCGACCUCUCCAGCGUCGACCCCUCCAGCGUCGACCUCCUCCAGCUUCGACCUCCUCCAGCGUCGACCCCUCUAG